Molecule: messenger RNA, 956 nt
Organism: Galeopterus variegatus (Sunda flying lemur)
Lineage: Eukaryota; Metazoa; Chordata; Mammalia; Dermoptera; Cynocephalidae
Source: the annotation of a RefSeq genome assembly
AUGCACACUAUCAACACACUCUCACUCAUUAUCCCUAUUAUACUCGCCAUAGCAUUCCUCACCCUCGUAGAACGAAAGACAUUAGGCUACAUGCAACUUCGCAAAGGACCCAACAUCGUAGGCCCCUUUGGCCUCCUCCAACCUUUUGCCGAUGCAAUAAAAUUGUUCACCAAAGAACCCCUCCAACCACUAACAUCAACUACCCUCCUAUUUAUUACUGCACCCGCACUAGCCCUCACCCUAGCCCUCACUACAUGAAUACCACUGCCAAUACCUUACCCCCUAAUCAACCUAAAUAUAGGAAUAAUAUUUAUUCUUGCUAUCUCAAGCCUAUCCGCCCACUCAAUCCUAUGAUCAGGAUGAGCUUCAAACUCAAAAUACGCCCUAAUCGGAGCCCUACGAGCAGUAGCCCAGACAAUCUCAUACGAAGUAACCCUAGUUAUCAUCCUUGUAGCAGUCCUACUCAUGAACGGGUCCUACACCCUAACAACCCUAAUCACCACCCAAGAAUUUAUGUGAUUAAUUAUUCCAUCAUGACCACUGGCCAUAAUAUGAUUCGUCUCAACCUUAGCAGAAACCAACCGAGCCCCGUUCGACCUAACAGAGGGUGAAUCAGAACUUGUAUCAGGAUUUAACGUCGAAUAUGCCGCAGGCUCCUUCGCCCUAUUCUUUAUAGCCGAGUAUAUUAAUAUUAUCAUAAUAAAUGCCCUCACCAUUACCAUCUUUCUAGGAACGUCCUACAAUACUUCCAUACCAGAAACCUUCACACUCAACUUUACCACUAAAACCCUGCUCCUAACAACCCUAUUCCUAUGAAUCCGAGCUUCAUACCCACGAUUCCGAUAUGACCAACUUAUACAUCUCCUAUGAAAAAAUUUCCUCCCACUAACACUAGCCCUAUGCAUAUGACACAUCUCAAUACCCAUCUUAUUAUCAGGCAUCCCCCCCCAAACCUA